Brassica napus (rape) is the source of this 1857-nucleotide messenger RNA. RefSeq lists its product as uncharacterized. Bases 1 to 1857 code for a protein of 618 amino acids. The transcript has 4 exons. The record is from RefSeq and is a predicted model, not a curated record. Lineage: Eukaryota; Viridiplantae; Streptophyta; Magnoliopsida; Brassicales; Brassicaceae. Gene Ontology annotation, molecular function: catalytic activity.
AUGGCUACGACAGAAGGAGUAGAAAAGUCGGUCACAAAGGAUAAAUGCAAUGUGACUAAUUACAAAGGGCCAAAGAAAGAUUCAAAAGAGAAGAAAGCUAAGCUGCAGGAUGCAAAUCAGGCAGCUAUGAGCACAAGUCAAGGAGGUCGAAUAUGGUUGGUAUGGAAGGAUUCAGUGCGUAUGACGCCGGUCUAUAAAACGGACCAGCUAAUUACGUGUUCAGUUGCAUUUCAAGAUGAAGAAGAGUUCUUCUGCACUUUUGUAUAUGCGAGUAAUCAGAGAGAAGAGAGAAAGGUGCUGUGGGAAGACUUAUGCCGUCAUCACAACUCUCCUCUCUUUCAACAAAAGGCAUGGUUGAUAAUGGGAGACUUUAACGAAAUACUAGAAGGUGAAGAGCACUCGGAGUUCUCAAGUUUAGCGAGAGCACCUAAUGGCAUGAGGGACUUUCAAAAGACGGUUCUCCAUUGUCACCUCACGGAUAUGGGUUAUAAAGGUCCACUUUUUACUUGGUGCAACAAAAGAGAGGAAGGGCUGAUCUGCAAAAAGUUGGAUAGGGUAUUGAUGAAUGAUGAAGCGCUAAUAAAAUUCACCAAUACUUAUUCAGUAUUUGAGCCGGGGGAUUGUUCUGACCACAUGAGAUGCAAGAUCCAACUGCUUCAACCAGAGGAGAAAAUAAGGAGGCCGUUUAAGUAUAUUAAUGCUAUAGGAAAGCUACCAAACUUUCUACCUAUGGUGAAAGAGUAUUGGGACUCUACUGCGAUACUAUUUCACUCCACCUCAACCAUGUUUCGCUUCUCCAAAAAGCUUAAAAACCUGAAGCCGUUGAUUCGAGAAUUGGGAAGAGACAAGCUUGGGAACCUUACUAAAAGAGCUCAUGAAGCACAUGCUCUUCUUUGUGAAAAGCAGAAGUUAACUCUCAUCAGCCCGACUACGGUAGCAAUCCAGGAGGAAGCCGAGGCUUAUGAUAAGUGGUUACACGUCACAGGGCUGGGAAAAGAAUUUCUACAGCAGAGAGCUAAGCUUCACUGGCUGGAAAUUCCAGCAAGUUAUCAAGGAGCUCUGGUGGAAGAGCUAAAGGAUCUGCUGGACUUUGAGUGUUCUUCUGUGGACUGUCAGGCAUUGGAAGCUGAAGUUACAGAAGAGGAGAUAAUGAAGUCGGUUUUCAAGUUCGGUUUCCUUCCUAAAGGUAUAAACUCGACCAUCCUCGAUCUUAUCCCGAAGAAGGCUGAUUCCAUGGAGAUGAGAGAAUACCGCCCUAUCUCUUGCUGCAACGUUCUGUAUAAGGUGGUCUCAAAAAUCCUCGCGAACCGUCUGAAGCAAAUCUUGCCAAGGAUAAUAUCUGAGAACCAGUCAGCAUUUGUAAAAGGUCGUAUGCUAAUGGAAAAUGUUAUUUUGGCGUCUGAAUUGGUUAAAGACUACCACAAAGAAUCGAUCUCCCCAAGAUGUGUGAUGACGAUAGAUAUUUCAAAGGCUUUCGACUCGGUUCAGUGGUCCUUUUUAGUGAACAGUUUGAAGGCUUUGGGAUUUCCAGAGAAGUUCAUCCAUUGGAUAAAACUGUGCAUCACAACCCCUUCGUUCUCGGUCCAAGUUAAUGGUGAUCUAGCGGGUUACUUUCAAAGCGCAAGAGGUUUGAGACAGGGCUGCUCUCUCUCUCCCUAUCUAUUUGUUAUGUGUAUGAAUGUGCUGACCCUGAAGAUAGAUCAAGCCGCGCAGGAGAAGAAGUUCCGGCUUCACCCAAGGUGUCAAGCUCUGUCUCUGACUUAUCUCUUCUUUGCAGAUGACUUAAUGGUUUUUGUUGAGGGCUCAAAAGAAUCAAUUGAAGGGGCGCUCACGGUCUUUGAUGAGUUUGAAGUAUAG